Daldinia vernicosa is the source of this 1933-nucleotide messenger RNA. RefSeq lists its product as uncharacterized. Gene Ontology annotation, molecular function: zinc ion binding; DNA-binding transcription factor activity, RNA polymerase II-specific. Bases 185 to 1789 code for a protein of 534 amino acids. Gene Ontology annotation, biological process: regulation of DNA-templated transcription. The transcript is spliced from 4 exons. The record is from RefSeq and is a predicted model, not a curated record. NCBI's taxonomy places the organism in Eukaryota, Fungi, Ascomycota, Sordariomycetes, Xylariales, Hypoxylaceae.
GUGGAGUCAAAACCUCAAAGUUUGGGUCCCGCAUAUUGCGCAUAGAAAUAGAAACCACCUCAUCAUCCACUCGGAAUAGUGUCAAAAUAAAACAACACGUCUUAUCUAAACAAUUACGCGAUUCUUAAGCCCCUAUAUCAACUAUACUCUUAUACUCUAUCUCUAUUGGAUUACCAAGCUCAAAAUGGUUGGCGUCGCAGGGAAGUCGCAGGCUUGCAACACCUGCAGACUGAAGCGAUUGAAGUGUGAUAUGACGCGACCCUUUUGUUUGAAGUGCAUCAAAUCAAAACGACAAUGUACUGGUUAUGGUCGAGAUCUGAUCUUUGUCAACCGGACUCCUUCAUGUCCGUCGACCACUGCGAUGUCAGUACUGUCGGAGCUCAGAGCGCAGGAGGUGCCGAAACGCGCUGCACCUAAUCCAAAAGCAGAAGCAACCUUGCACAAAUUGUUCUCGGAGUCUUCGCACAAUUGCCGGGAGUUUCGAAUGUACGCUGUUGAGCUACUAGAAGCUAUGUACCUCCCAAAGCAGUCGGUAUCUACAUGUAGUGAGGGGAGCUUUUCAUGGGUCUACCAUGUAACAGAUCUAAACGAGCCUAGCGAAUCUCUCGAUACUGCCCUCUUCGCAUUCUGUCUCGCCCAGCUUCAUGUUACUGGCACAGGUGGCCCUUCAUUAUAUCAAUGCCUUGAUCAGUAUAACACCGCCCUGCAACAUCUUUACUCCGAUUUAGCCGACUCGGAAAAGAGGUUUCGAGAGGAAACAUUGGCAACUAUAGUGGUACUAUCGACAUGUGAACUCUUUGUAUGUCCUGCAGAAAAUGGUUGGAGUGUCCACGCACGAGGUAUUGCAGAGAUUCUUCGAUUGCGUGACCCGGGAAUGAAGAGUACUCCAGCAUGGCGGCAUCUGUUUUCGCGUAUGAGGAUUGUCUGCACUUUGGAAGCUCUGACGAAGAGGCAAGCACAAAUUCUCGAAAACGAUAUAUGGCGACAAAUUGUAACUGAGUCCGGUUUAACCGUGGCUCUUGACGAGGUUUAUAGGAUGAUUGCCGACUUCCCCGGCAUUCUUGAACGAGCAGUUGCCCUCCCUUCGAUUAGCGACCAGAGUGUUCUUCUAAAAGAAUCGGCAGCAGUUACGCAGUCAAUAUUAGCCAUGGUGGAGUCUGUAGAAUCCUGGCACGAUGCGUUCUGGAAAGCUUCACCAACUCCCCGAUCCUGGUCUGUACCAAGUCGCGCAGUGAAUCCGGCCGAUGCCGACCCUUCAAACAAGAUCUUCCCGUUCUGCUUUGAGUUCGAAUCACUCGGCGUCGCAGUCCCUGUCGUCAUGUGCUGGUCGGUCGGUACUCAGCUAUACAGCACUGUUAUUCAAAUAUAUAACCUUGUCCAAGCGAGGCUAGGCCGGCAGAUUGAUCUCCAGGAUCUUCUGUCUCAAGCUGAUGCCACGGUGAUAGACGUAGCAAGCCCAUCGGAAUCUUCAAAGCAGAACGCUCCGUUAUCCAAUGCGGGUACUGGCCGUUCGAUUCAAGAUAUUCAAAGCGAGGGGACAAGGAUGGCGCGUUACGUGUGUCAGUCAAUGGAGUAUUUCCAUCGAAUAGAAAUGGGAACAUAUGGUGGCCACGCAACAACCUAUCCAUCCUGGAGCGCUCGACAGUAUUUUCGGCUCCAUCCGGGCCACGAGCGGGAAUGGUUGUGGAUACAGAACAUGCACAUGAUGGAAGGUCCCAAUACACGUUGGGGACUGUCGAUGAUGACAUUUGCGGACAUUGCUGAGCCGUUGGGUGGCUGGUCAAGAUAGGGCUUGAGUGGAAUCUCACCCAGUUUUACUUUGUACAAAAAUUGUGAUUCAUCGAAUUAGCACUAGUAUACCCUUAAGAGAGAUGCAAGCGACACCGAAGAAUCUUGGCUUAUAAAAGUGGUUGAAAAAGUAUAUAAAUUCUUG